GCGCAACUUACAGAACGGACAACACAUCUUUCCUUCGUUCCUGAAAUCUAAUUCCUCAUCUGACCACCGCCCUCCUCAUUCCCCAUUCUCAUCCCUCGUUCUCAUUCCUCUCUAAAGAAUUUUUAAACCUCGUCGAACAAUCACCAGCUCACAUAAUAUAUUAUCUUUCGCACAAUGUCAACAUCCAUCGAUGUGUCUUCAGGAUCCAUGGAGGGGAAAGAGGAGUCCCCUGCACAGAAACACCUCAAGUUCUUUAAAGGCAGUCAAUUGCCGCCGCUGAUCUCCAAUGGCCCACCCCAUGUCCUCAUUUCAGGUGCAGGAUUGGCUGGAUUGUUCCUGGCCAAUUUGCUCGAACGGGCCAACAUUCCUUAUCAGCUCUUUGAACGGGCCAAGGAAGUCCUUCCACUGGGUUCCAUUAUGUGCCUGACCGCAAACAUUCUGCCAGUGUUUGAACAGCUGGGGCUAUACGACGACCUCAUGAAGGUGUCACAUCCAAGUCUGAGCACCAAGAUCUUGUCUGCUGACCUAAAGAAGAUCGGCGAGUUCAAUGCCGAGAACGACAUUGAGGUUACUGGAUACCAUCGGGCACUGUUUUCCCGACCAGAGCUAUACAAAAUCCUACUCUCCCGCAUCCCACCGCACAAGAUCCACAUGUCCAAGAAGGUGAUGUCCUUUUUGCAGAAUAAGGACGGCGUGAUGGUGCGUCUACAGGAUGGUUCUACUGUUCAUGGCGACAUCCUUGUGGGAGCUGAUGGGGCACAUAGUGCUGUCCGUCAAACCCUCUAUCAGGAGAUGGAGAAGCAAGGAAAGUUACCGCAGUGCGAUACGCGAAGGAUGAUGAAAGGAUAUAUAUGUAUGGUGGGCACAACGGGUCCAUUAGACCCGGCCAAGUAUCCCGGCGUUGAUGUCCCUGCAUCGGAUGGUACGCUGCUUAUUGGUAACAGCUCAUCGCCAUAUGCAUGGAGCAUGUUCUCGGUCCCUGGGAACAAAAUGUGUUGGAACGUGGUGCUGCAGCUGGACGUGGAUGCAUCCGAGGACGAACAGUUCCGAAACUCGGAGUGGUCUUCGAUCACGAACAAAAGAAUGAUCGAGGAGGUUUACCAUUUCAAAACACCGUACGGGAUCAUGGGUGACUUAAUCGAUGCCACGCCCAGUGAACAGAUUAGCAGAGUAUUUUUGGAAGAUAUUCUCUACGAGACUUGGCACCAUAUGCGGACAGUACUCAUUGGAGAUGCUGCGCACAAGUUGCUGCCAAGUACUGGCCAAGGAGCCGUGAACGCAAUGCAGGACGCAGUUGUCCUUGCUAACUGCCUCUAUGAUCUUACACCAUUAUCCAUUGACGGUAUCAAGACCGCGUUGAAGGAUUACCGCGAGCAGCGUUUCGCCCAUGUGAAAACUCAAUACGAAGCAAGCCAAAUGGGUGCAAAACUACAAUACGGCCAUACUUGGCAGGAGCGUAUUCUAAGGCACUUCGUCUUCAACUAUAUGCCGAAAUCAGUACAACGGAACCAUAUUUUGAAGGAUUCUCAGUACCGGCCUCAAGCAAUGUUUCUUCCCCCGGCACCCAAGCGCGGCUCAGGCCCAGUUUUGGCACAGAAGCCCUCAAAGCGAUACGCGGAGAAGCAGACCAUGUCAGGUUCGACAAUGGUGGUUUAGUAAUAAAUAAAAGACUCAUUCAUGAGGUGCUCUUUGAUCAAAUGCUUUAGCCAGGCAUCUCAAUAAAAUGGCGUACCAGUGCCUGAUCUUCAAUCUUUUUUUCUAGGGAGCCUUGGGAAAACUUGUGCGUUAUUGAAGGCGUAUGCGCAUGAGGGCGUAGAGCCUGCAACAGCACAGCAUGCCUCGAUGCAUCAAAUUGAUGGCGGCAUUUAAAAGACCUUUUGCCUAUGUACAUCUUUGUCUUAGUCCACUUUGUCUUUAUCUCUCAUUCUCAUUCUCAUUCUCAUUCCCCUUGCUUCCUCCUCUCUCGGCACCAUUCUACGAUACUUGGUUUCAAAAUGAACGGC
Molecule: messenger RNA, 2003 nt
Organism: Gamsiella multidivaricata
Lineage: Eukaryota; Fungi; Mortierellomycota; Mortierellomycetes; Mortierellales; Mortierellaceae
Exons: 7
Coding region: 175-1656 (493 amino acids)
Molecular function (GO): FAD binding
Source: RefSeq, a predicted model, not a curated record